AUGGGUGCGCAAUACUCCACCGGAACCUUGUCUGCGGAUUGGAAAGGCUGGCUGGAGGAGCGUUGCUCCCUUGAGCACGUUCGCAGAAUUUACAACGAGUUCCGGGCAUUGGUGUCCUCCAGACGGGACGACGAUGGAUUCUUCAUAAACCACCGUGAUUUCCUCAAGGUGUUUGGAGAUGUGGGCAACUAUCCACCGGCGGGGCAGGGAGCGUGGCAAGGUAACGCCGGCGGCCUGCGUGUGAAUCGCAAACAGGUACGCCCAGCCGACGCCGAGCGCCACCGAAGAACGCAUCUAGACAAGUGCUUCUCGUGCUUCGACGUGCUGGAACGGGGCCGUGUGCCCUCGGGAAUGGUGUGGGGAGGGCUUGCCCUCCUCACUGGGGCUCCCGAGCUGAGCAAGGUCAAGUUCAUCUUGGGCAUGUACGAUGCCGACAGAGAUGGGAUGGUCAACGAGACCGAGCUCCGGAUGGCCAUGAGUGCGUGCGCCACGGGGUUUUGUCGACUGCACAGAGUGGAGCCCCCGCCAGAUGGCAAAAUUCAUUCCCUAGCCCAAGAAGCAUUCCUCCAUCAGGCGGCCGUGGCAGAAGCGUUGGCCACUCGCACGGCAGCUGACGGGGGGCAGAAGACCGCGGGCGAGGAAACCGCCUCUGCAACGUCGACGGCCACUUGCGUCGCCAAGACCGCCCCCACCGGCUCCGUCGGCAGCGGUGGUACUGGUCCGACCUCAAAGAGCACCGGUGCUGUCCUGGUUAGCGCGAGCAUUUCGGCAGCAGCGGUAUCAAGUUUCUGCUGCGCAAACUCGCGAUGCCGGAACUUCUUGAAGGGCGUGGGGGCCACGGGCUCCGCGGACCUCGUUCUGCUCUACCGUCACGAGCACGAGCUCCUUCGCGAACUUUCUGAGGUGGACAGUGCUCUUGACGACUACGACAGGCGGGCGGAGUAUGCCGCAAGUGAAGUCAGGGCGUACGCCACAGAGAGAGGCGGUGAUGCACGUAGGCUGGUGGUUACCCGAGCGAGGGUGCGUACGCUUGCAGAGAAGUGGGGGGUCGGGAGGAUUCUGGAGCCCGCCGCCAUCCGCGCACUGCUCGAAAAACGGGCGCCAGGCGGUGACGGGAACUCAGCAGGAGGUCCAGGCGGCUUGAACGAUGAUUCUCCCUUCACCAUGGCGAACAGCAGCCAAGAAAAUCACGACAAAGCAGAUCCAACAUCAACGAUACCUGCUGCGUCACAGCAGCGUGAUGGUCUUAGUAACAGUAGUGGUGGUGGUGGUCGCCGAAUAUCGUGGGUGAAGCCUCUUGGAUCCCCAAGCCCUCUUGCAACCCCGCGGACCAACGCGGGAGUCGAAAGAGUAGGGAGCAGUCGAUCCCUGCAUGCUGCGACCGCCUUGGGUUGGUCGGAUGGAUUCGCCUCGCUACCGGAGGUCCAGAUGCAAGUUUUGGCGGAGGUUGGAAGGCUCGUGCGCGCAGCCGCGAAGAAGGGGAUAGGGGCCGCGAGCGGGGCGCAAUCUGCGGGAUUAAUGGCUGCCGCUAAGGAUACGCGGGCGCUUGAGGAGCAGAACAAAAGGAGGGCCGCCCGGCGGGCGGAGCGAGAGAGGGGAAUCAACGAACGCGCCCGCGAAGCCGCGCUUAACCUCGGGCGAGGAGAGUGGAAGACGUCGGGAGCAGCGGAUAGCACGAGCUUUGCGAGGGCGUACAAGCUGGGCAUCUCCAAAAGGGCGAAUCAACGCCAGUCCAAGGGAACAGGAGGGGGUGCGGAAGGAGGCAUGCGACUUGCUGCGCUCGCCAGGGGUGGAGAAGGGCGGGCAUCACUUAGCGGAGGGGAGAUGCGAAGCGUUCGGGACUGGGACCUGCUCAAGGCGGAGCAUGCCGCGGCCAACGGCAAUGAAGGGGAGGUGGAGAAGGACACGCAGUGGACUGCGCCGUUCGCGGCCCGCCUGGAUGUAGAUACUCUGGAAGACCUGGUGGAAGGCGCCGGGGGGUUUGUUACGGACAGGGAGGCGGAGGAGGCCUUGGCUGACGGGGGGGACCUCGAGAAGGACCAGCUGGGCAGGGUGACCCUCCUGGGAUUCAUUCGUUGGUGCCGUCUGAGGGAAAAGAGGCGGCUGGAAGCGGAAGCCAGGCGUCACAACCCCCCGCCUCCGUGGAAGGAGCGCUUAAAACACUGGCACAAGGUGUGGAACGAAGGUGUCAUCCUAGAGCUAGCGCGCCUGAAGAGGAGCAUCCUCGCUCGAAACACCCUUCAGAAGAACGCCCGAACGGCCGACAUGAGUGCGGGCGACAACGAGAGUGGAAGCUUGGCCUCGAGCACGGAAAGCAGCUUUGAAGCUCUGGGGGCCGUCAUCGGUGGGAAGAUGGGUGGGCAUCUACAAAGCGGGAGAGGGAAACGCCAUGCUAACGGGGCGAAGCUCUCGCCAGAGCCGCGCUUCUCUCGGUUCGCCUGCUCGAUAACGAUCCCGCGUCCGACUCAGCAUGACGGGUUGACAGCAUCCGAUUCUGUAGACCCUUCCAACGGUAGUGGUAGCGGCGACGGCGAUGGACCGGGCGGGGCAGGAGGCAGUGGUAGCAAGGGCGCGGGGAGGAAGGCCUCAUCGUCCAACAACGACGGAAGGGGACGUGGUGGCAGUCAUGCUAACAAGUCCUCUUCUCCAUUUUCGACAAACGGCCAGACAAAUUCAGCAUAUCAUUCUUCUGGUGGAGGGAGUGGCAGCGGUGGCGGUGGCCCUACUGGUACUACUAAUGCGGCGGCGGCGGCGGCGGCGGCGUGGGGAUCGAAGAUAAGGCUGGAUAUCGUAAGGGCGGACGCGGAGAGAGGUGCUGGGUUGACUCCACGUUCCCCAGGCCGUUCCCCGCGUCCUGGGGGUGAAGGUGGCGGGGCAGCUGCGUCAACUAGAUUUGACCCCCCCGCGAGAGAGCUGCUACAAGCGUACGAAGAUGAACAGAAAAAGUUGCAGUUAGUUUUCUGGCAGGAGCAAGGGAUGGCCAGAAAGAAGCGAGAGGAAAGGGCCAAGGCAGAAGGGGUUUCCAAAAAGGAACGAGAGGCGGCUGAAGCAGAAGAAGGGCGCAAGGCCGCCAGAGAGGCCCCCCAGGUGAAAGAGAUGCACGCCGUGGCCUGGCUGGAUAUGCCCUUUCUUGCGGUCGCCCCUCCGCCGUCUCCUCUUGAGGAAGCCCAGGGACGAGGUCGAGAGGCAUCGUCCGCUACACCACGCAGUGCUCGGUCAACAUCUGCUGCUGCCACCCCAGGGGGAAGCGUUCGUCGUACAGCCGCGAAGUCUCCCGGUGAUGGCCGAGGGUCGUUGGGGUCCCCCCCAGGUAGCAUCGAAACCGCCGGGGGUGGGUCAGGGUCAGGGUCAGGGUCGGGGCAGACGUCGCUUCUUGCGGCGCUGGCGGCGGAGCGAGAUGCGGCCUUAGAGCUAGAGGCGGCGGAGGCUUCUGCAGCAGAAAGGGUGGCGCGGGAGUUCAGGGGCUUCUUCCAAAACAUCCCUAGGGACUACCGAAACGAGCUCGGAUUCACCGAUGUUCUCGUCUCGGUCGUUCGCAUCCGCUACGGCAACAACUCCCCGAAAACCUUUGCUGGGGCCGGGGCCGCAACUCCUCGAUCCCCUCGCCAGCCCGUGGGCCGUGGCUCCAAGCCGACAACAACCACAACAGGGGCCGCGGCGGCGGCAGCUUCGUCGAAUGUCAGCCCACGCGGAGGUGUAGGCGCUUCGACGACGAGUCGAGGGGCGCGGCGCGUGCUCAGGGUGGCCUUUUUCUGGGAAAGGGACCCCUUUGAAAUGACUGCCCGCCCCAAGACGGAACGUAACGAGCUGGAAAUGACAGCUUCGAUGGGAGAGGUGCUAGACUUCAUGGACCCGUGGAAAAACUUCAAACGGAGAUUGUACGGCCCUCAAGAGGAAGAGCUGCCGAACGACUCAAUCGACCCAAGAGCGUAUGCCAGGGAGGUUCUAGAAGAGAUCGAGCGAGCUUCAGAACUCCUGGAGCAAGUGCCGUCCAUGAGCUUCGACCGACUUCGCCCCGUCCUCGCCAAGCAUGGCUUGAGCGAGGUCGGCACUCUCGCCGAUCUUUCGGCCAGGGUUACAAGGGCCUUGGAGGGGAGGAUCAAGGGCGCGGCGGGGGGCGGGGCGCUAAGCAAGUUCGGGGAGAGGGCGGCCAGAAUGUUGUUCCGAGCGGCCGACAAGGAUCUCGAUGGAGGCUUGAGCUACUCGGAGAUGGUAGGAAUGCUGCGGCGGAUGGGGAUGCGGGCCACGCAUGGCGCGAUGCCCACUGAACUCGACUACCUCCACACCCUCAAGGAAAUGGGAGUCAAGACGGACAGACAAGGCUACGUGACGGAGGAUGGGCUCGUAGCCUUCUACCGGGACUUCGGUCGCCUAGGGGACGAUAUCGAGGCCAGCGGGGUUGCUUCGCUUAAUUCACUGUUGGGGGUGAAGGUAUCCGCCGUGGGACAAGUCGACGCCCUUGCCGCCGAGCGACUAGAAGACAUGACCAUAGAGGAGCACCCUCAGCUAGGCCGCGCUGAAAAGGCCCUGUCGUUUUUGCUAAGGUUUGCAGUGGAUUCGCACCUGGAUUGCUCUGGGGAAAGCAUCGCUGACUGGCUGGCGCCCGCAGAUGGAGACGUGCGACUGAAGGAGUGGUUGUUGAGCCCUGGAUGGGCUUCGAGAGCUGUGGAAGAGAUACAAAAGUGGUUGGCCGAUGGGGAUGAGGGGGUGAUCCCAAGCUUCAGAGACGCCGCCGCCGCUGCGUUUGGGGAGAGGUGGGCAAGUACGCCUUCGGGAUGGUACGAACCUGGUGGCGACAUGCCUUCAUUCGUUGCCGCCGGCCUCUUCGACGGGGGAAGCGAGAGUGACAGCGACCACAACAACGGCAGUGGAAACGGCAGUAACAGGAGCGGCAACCGAGGAGGCACACGCAGACAUCGCGCCCGCCCUCGUGGCACGACGCCAACAACGUUCGGAGGAAGAGUGCAUGAGCAGGACAGGAGGGGUGCAGGACCGAGAGGUAGCAACACCGAGACCAUGUCCAUCGGCCUGACUACCCCACCCCGAACGAAAUCUUCAACGACUGUGACUGCAGACACCGCGGGUGGCGAUGGUGGGGAUGGCGGUCGCCUUAGAAACGUGACCAUGGCACCUUCUUCCGAGCCUUCUGGCAGCAACAAGACCGGCGGUGGCGGUCGCGGCGGGAGAGGAGACGGUGGCGGCGGCAGCGGAGAUGUUGGCAGAGGCGGCACAGGCGGCGGUGCUGAUGGUAGCACAACGCGACGACUGCACACCACUGAGAGGAAUAACGCGAAGGACCUGGCGCAGUACUUGGGGGUCAGCGAGGAAGAAAGCCACAAAGAAAACGGCAGCAAGACGGGAGGUGAAGAAGGAAGGGGGGGAAGAGGGAGAGGGAAGGGGGGCGUGGACGGCCGGGAGCGGGCACAGAUGGACGGGGUACGCGAAGAAGGAGGGGGUACCGAGAGCGUGCAGACACACGGAAACGAAGACGAAAUCGAACGAGAAGGUGUCCCAGACCUGGAGGACGUGUUCGUGGAAGAGGGUGCUUUGGGAGACAUGAAGGCGGCCCUGGAAAAGGCCAAAGCGCUAAAGGCGAUGCUCGCCUCUGGCCUCCCGUCGAAGAUCGAAGAAGACAUGUGGAAGGAGCUCGAGAUAGUCGAGGAGAAAGCGAGAGGGAUAGACGAGCGCCUGCAGGCUGCCACUGCUACGGCAAUCGCCAGGGGGCUGAGGGCCUACGACGCCGCUCGCGCCCGUCUAGAAGGAGUGGCUACACUAGGACUCGGUACCCGAAAGGUUACAGCGCGGCUUCAGGUGACAGGGUUUCCCAUAUUUUCGCUUCUUCCGGCGGGCAUGGGAGAGCCGAUGGCCGGGCGUCUCGAAGAAGGGGCCCGCGAGGCGCGAGCCGAGACUCGUCGAAGGGUGGCGCUGGACGAAAUCGAUCGGGCCAAGGACCGCCAGAGGCGUGAGGAGGAAGAGAGGGAAAGAAAACACCUGGAAAAGCUGCGGCUGAAGGAAGAGGAGAAGAUGCAAGAGGAAGUGGACCUCUACGAAAGAGGGCUCAGCGCCAGGCAGCGGGCAGCCACCCGGGAGAGCGAGAAGGCUGAGGCAGAGAAGCACUGGAGACGCCUGGUCGCGAUAAGGCAGAGACGCCGGAAGGGCACUGCCGGAGCCGCGGCGGCUGUGAACAACCUCGGUGUGCUUCUCGUGGACCAGUCGGAGCGAGAAUCCGUCCACGCAGCGGAAGGGCGCAUGCUUCUCCAGGCUGCCGUGGCAAUGGCGGAAGCGGGUUCAAGAACACACAGCCACCCAGCAAGCGAGAGCAAAGCCAGGCCGUCAACACCACCGUCUUCGUCAACGACGACGCCCAAACCAACCGCUCGAAGCAGCGCAGGCCCGCCUCAAGCGGUAGCAGAGGCGGCGACGGCGGCGGCGGCGGCGGCGGCGGCGGCGGCAGAAGGCCACGGACGGACAGACGGGCAAGGAAAAAAGGAGUGGGAGAUGCUCCUCGCCCUGUUCAGCAGCAACCUCAGCUUCGCGACCGAGGGUCCCGGGCGCAACUACGACCACAACGAUGAGGAUCAGGACGCGGGCGUCGGCGAGAACGGCAGAGGAAACGAACAUGGAGCCAACAAGGAGGUGGAUGACGAGGUCGGCAACGAAUCACGGGGACAGGAGGGAGGGAGCAAUGUGAAAGACAGGUGUGUCGCUCUGUUCGAAGGCCUGUCGCCCGCCGCGAGCGUGGCCGCCUCCGGCCCCUCCGACUCCUGGGAGUGCCUCGGCGUCGGUGUGACUCUCUUCGAGCCGGAGGACCCGUUCUGGUGGGAGCGAGAGCACCCGGAGGACGACGAGGAGAGGAAGCAGGCCCUCGCCGCGCACAAGCUCAAGAAGUCCGAGGAGGGGGGGGAGCUAGAGGACGGCCACUUUAACGACACGCGCAGACCACAGGAAACUUCGACGACGAGGGAAGCUGUGGUGCGAAACCGUCAGGUCACUGAUGACGGAGAAAUGGGCGGAGGCUACACUGACCUGGAGGUGUUGGACGUGAUCGACCCCGGGCGGGCGGCGAGGAUUCGGAUCCGGCAGACCAGGCACAAAGCCCAGCAAGAGAGGCGACAGGUACUGCUGGAACGCCGCAAGAAGUACCAGCGCCAGCUGCGCCGGCAGGAUAAGGAGGCAGAGGCAGCGCGCGCGGCCUCGGCGCAGACCCGUGAGGCCUACCACGAGAGGGAGGUGGCUGCACGACGGCUGAAGAAAGAGGCCGACGAGAGGGAGAGUCGAAGGAGGACGGGACGCUUCGUGCGGGCAGCAGGGGCCGUGAAGACGCUACGAGCGAGAGCAUUUGGUGGAGAAGGUACAGGGCAAUCGGCAGGGGGGGCGAUAGGACUCGUAGCCCGGCAGCUAGCCAAGAACCUGACGAACAAGAUCAACGGUUGGGACGCUAACGACGCCGAAGGUGACGAAGGGACUGACCGGACUACGGGGGGGGAGAAGAAAGAGGCUCCUGUGGUGGACCCGAUCGCGGCGGCAGCGGCAGCGAGAGCGGCGGAACGGGCGGCCGUGCGGCAGGGGGCUGCCGCGAGAGCCAAGUCGGCCGGUGGCGGUGGCAGCAGGAAAAAAGUCGCAGUGGAGAGAACGCCCGACCCGUAA
Messenger RNA from Ectocarpus siliculosus, 7647 nucleotides. The record is from the annotation of a GenBank genome assembly. NCBI's taxonomy places the organism in Eukaryota, Phaeophyceae, Ectocarpales, Ectocarpaceae.